GUCGCAGCCGUUCUGAUCGAUAAUGGAGCUUCGCUUGAAGCUAGCACCAAAAAAGGUUUCCAACCGUUACAUUUAGCUGCAAAAUAUGGACAAAUUAAAGUGGCUGAGCUCCUAUUGCAAAAAGGGGCUCCGGUUGAUGCACAAGGAAAGAACGGAGUGACUCCAUUACAUGUCUCUGCUCACUACGAUCAUCAAAAUGUUGCAUUGCUUUUGUUAAACAAAGGUGCAAGUCCAGUGGCUGUCGCCAAAAAUGGUCAUACCGCUCUUCACAUUUCUGCACGUAAAAAUCAAAUGGAUAUUGCAACGACUCUAUUAGAAUAUGGUGCUCAGGCUGAAAGCGAAAGCCGUGCUGGUUUUACUCCAUUACAUUUGAGUAGCCAAGAAGGUCACGUUGAGAUGUCAAAUCUUCUGCUCGAACACAAAGCUAAUUCAAAUCAUCAGGCUAAGAACGGUUUAACACCAUUACAUUUGUGUGCACAAGAGGAUCGCACAAAUGUUGCCAAAAUUCUUAUUGAAAAAGGUGCCAACGUAAAUGCAAAAACAAAAAAUGCAAAUACAGCAUUGCAUAUCGCUUCGCACUUUGGCCAAUUAAAUAUGGUAAGAUUUUUAUUAGAAAAUGGAGCAAAUGUUAAUGCAGAUAGUGCAUUCUCAAUGACCCCGCUGCACCAAGCAGCCCAACAGGGUCACUUGCAUAUUGUGAAUAUUUUACUAGAACAUAAAGCAAAUCCGGAUGCACUCACACUGCAAGGGCAAACACCAUUGAAUAUUUCGCAAAAGUUGGGUUACAUCAGUGUCGUUGAAUCGCUCAAGAAUGUGACACAAUCCGCAAAGGAUCAAAUGCAAACUUCGACAAAUGAAGGCGAAAAAUAUCGUGUUGUUGCCCCGGAAGCUAUGCACGAAACAUUUAUGUCUGAUUCAGAGGAAGAAGGUGGAGAUGAUGUAAAUACAGAUCAUCCGUAUAGGUAUUUAACUGUAGAUGAAAUGAAAUCAUUAGGAGAUGAUUCAUUGCCUAUUGAUGUAACUCGUGACGAACGAAUCGAUUCGAAUCGAAUGGCAAUUUCAACUGAUUCAAAUAACAUGAAUAUCUCACAAAAUGAGGAUAUCAUUACACCACAACAUGUUACUCAAACUCAUGUGGCUCUUGAUGGUAAAUAUGCCAUCGAUAACAUUAAAAUUGAAAGACAUCCUGAACAAAUCGGGUAAGUUAUAACAUUAAAUAUCAAUAUAUUAAUUGUUAUAAUA
This is a messenger RNA of Contarinia nasturtii (swede midge), 1242 nucleotides long. Its product is annotated as ankyrin-3-like. The record is from RefSeq and is a predicted model, not a curated record. The annotation marks the transcript as partial. Gene Ontology annotation, molecular function: protein binding. Lineage: Eukaryota; Metazoa; Arthropoda; Insecta; Diptera; Cecidomyiidae. The transcript is spliced from 4 exons.